CUUGAAAUAGAGGGCGCUAUCAAUAUGAAAACACGCUGCUGAGGAAAAUAUGGCGCUAAAAAAUAAAGACCAUUUAUGUUUUGAAAUUGUUGGCUCUGAGAAAAAUGCAACUGAGGAUGACAUCAAGCAGGAAUACACAAAAGUAGCAUUGCAGCACCAGCCAGAGAUUCAGAACUACAGUGAAGGGAAUAGCAAUGGCCUUUCUGUGGAAGAAGUGGAACACCAGCACAAAGAAAACUUCCAGAGGAAAUUACUGGAGGAAGAAAGACUUCAGCGGAUAGAGGCUAAUGAACGGCUAAAAAAUAAAAGACAGCAGCGGAAAAACUUGAAGGAAAAGAAAAAACAGAUUCGACUGGAAGCAGAAAAGAUAUUACAAGAGAAAAAGUUUUCUAAGCCACCACCAGAAAAGGAAAAAUCCGAACUAGAAAAGCAUGAGGAAAAAUUGAAUUAUUUGUUUGGGGAGAAAGAGAUCAAUAAUAAUAUGAUGCAAAACACAGCAAAUUUAACAACAGAUUCAGUGACUAAAUCAUUGCUGUUGGGGAAACAUUUUAGUGAAAUAGCCAAAACUAGUGUUAAUUCAGACAAGCAAGAGUGUAAAGCCAUAGAGAAUACAAAUCAGAACUCAAAUGCAUACAAGCCAGUAGCAGUUUCAAACCAAAGGGAGACAACAACUGUCAUAAAGCAAAGGGAGACUACUGCUGUUGUUAAACAAAGGGAGACAACAACUGUUAUAAAGCAAAGGGAGGUAACUGCUGAACAGAAGGAGAGUCUAAUUACCCUGUCCGUCCCCUCCAGUCAGCAGACAGACAGACUUGGGGAAACAAAACAUCCAGCGGACAGUCAGGUUAAGUCCAGUCUAUUACAGCGCCAUCUACAAGAGUACAGUGACUUGAUGAAGGUCCAGCCGAAGAGACACACGGAGCAGCAGAUCCGAGCGGAACGAAUCCGACAGAAGGAGGAGCAGCAGACCUUACACCAGCAGGAGCUGGAUUCUCUCAGGAGCAAGCAGACUCAGGAGUUUGUACCUGUGCCAACCAGUCCCUCUGACCCUGAUCAUGCCCUGGCUGGGGAGGAUGAGUGUGUUCAGGAAGAGUUUGAGAGGAUGAGGAAAGAGCAUCUCCGUAAACAACAGGAACUGGAGAGGAAGAGGAAUGAGGAGGAGGCUCAGGAACUCAAGACAUACAGGAAUAAGAAACAGAAGUGGAAAGAACUUAAGGUAGAAGAUGUCCCCCAAAAGUGGUUUGAGAAGGAGGACAGUGUUACCAGGGAUCCACCCCCAAAGGUCAAAGAGCCCCCUCCCCCAAGCGUUAAUGUAUGGCAGCAGCGCCACCUGAGACAACAACAGCUGAGCUCACUGGCGCCUCGGAACCCCCAGGAGGAGGAAGAAAUCCUCAACCAGGUGCUUCUACUGAGUCAGAAAACAGCUGCCCAAGAGGAGGAGCAGAGAAAGUACCGAGAAAUCAUGUCAGCCAAGAAUUUUAUUCCAGAAAAGAUUCAGAAAGAAGUAAAACCUCCGGCUUUGUUCAAUAGACCUGUUGACACUGCUGAACAAAGAAACACCGCUAAAACUGUCACCGCUCCACAGACGACAAAGAAAAUCUCUCCAGAACCGCCACUGACCAGACAGGACACCAGACCUACCGCCACCACACAGCAGGAGUUCCCUUCCCCUGCAUCAAAGCCUGUAAAGAAAACGACCACGGAACAAGUAGAAAAUAUCUGGGAGAUUUUGCCAAACAGAGCCGAAAAGGACACUAAAAAGUGGUUCUCAUCCAGUAAGAAAGAGGAGACAGUGCCAAAACCGGUCCUUACCACGAAUUAUGCCAACACCAUUCCACCUCCAAGACUUCACAUCCCACAGCAGAUGGUGAAAGAGGAAUCCUGGGAUAAUGACGGAGACUUCCUGUACGUGUCCAACAAGCUUCCCACAACUGCGCGAAAAUGUCUGCAGUGGCAAAACAACGCAAAAAUCGUCAUGUCUGCUAGUAGAGAGUCCCAACCUAACACAAAUAACUCGGCCCAGGAUUCUGCCAGACAACAGGGAUCAAAGUUAUCUGUUGAUAAACAUAUUACCUGUACUGUGGAUGAAAAUCAUAACGACAUUACAAGAAGUACAGCUAGUCUCAUGGAUAGCAAGUUAAAGGAUUCAAAGCUAGUGUCUGAUAGUAGUGGUGAAAAACAGGGCAAGACCAGAGAUUAUGGUGAAAAUACCAGUGAAGCAGUAAAAUCUGGAAGAUACCUACAGUCCAGUUAUAGUGACCAAAACAGAAGUGAGACUAUAGAGUGUGGUGAAAAUCAAAGUGAGGCAGUGGAGUCAAGAAGAUAUCCCCAGACCGACCAAAGGGAUCCGAAUCGCAGGAACCCUUGGACUAAUGUAGUUAUUGAGCACCAGACUGUUGAUCCAAGACCAAACGCUGAAACGGUCUGGUCGGACAACAAACAGAAGAUGGAAAAACCUCAUUACAGCACCCAGAUCCCAACUUCUACAUAUCUUCACAGCGCCCAGAUUCCACCUUCUACACAUACCAGUAGAAGUAACCCAGCUUUUUGUCAAAUUCCUGCAGGACAGAACUUGGAUGAGAACAAGACAUUUACACCUACUGCUUCUCAAUCUAUGCUCAUGUUUAAACCAGGGGAUAUUAAUGCUCAGAGUACUGGCAUAGGAAAACAAAUGACGACAAACGAAAGAGAAGUGGGAGUUCAGAAUUCUUGGCCACAGUCAACAUGUGUUGAAAUUUCUCAACCUUUUAGCCAAAAUCCACAUGAUUUUUGGAACAUCUCUGUUAAAAAUUCAGACAACACCCCUGCACAAAAUGGAAAAACUCAGCAAUCAUCAAUGGACAGAGUAUGUGAUGAAUCUGAGGAGAAAGCCAGCCAUGAGGAGAAAGCCCGCCGCCUGAUAGCUAGCCUUCAGCAGAAGACCUACCAAACCUCUUCUGGGGGCAGCAGGGUUAGCCAUGACUACUGGGAUCUGACCAAUGACAUGUCGAUUAAAGCCCAGACUGAGCACAGUCCAGAGAUAUUUGUGUCACCUGAAAACGUUAAUCCAGAAAAAGAGAAGCUGGGUCACGUGGAGACAGGCAGUGGAGCUUCUACAGUGAAAACAAAAACUCCUGUUUUAUCAUUUGUCCAAAAUUAUGAUGAGCAGGCAACAUUAGAUCCUGAAAAUGUUUUGAAGGGAGAGAUUUUGAAAGAAGAGAGAUCUAAUACUGCAUGCAACUUACCUACAAGCUCUUCUGACUUACUUCAUUCAAAUAACAGCCUUGAAACCACUCAGAGGGCUGCUGUGCUUCAAAAUGAUGAAAAGACUGAAACAGUCCCCCAAAAGAAAGUCUCAAACAUGCUAAACAAGCUGGCAAAGUUGGGAUUAAAUCCAAAUCCCAUCAAAAAGGAGAAGAAUGGUGAAAACCCAUCUCUGUCAAAGCCUUCCACACCAGCGAACCAGAAAUCUCAGAGACCAGGCUACAGACGGAGGCCAAUGAAGACAGUGGCCAAGUCUCCCACCAACCCAACAGACACCCUCCCAACAGAAAACUGGGAAACAGCCGCCAAGACUAGGAAUGAUGGGAUAUCUGGUUCAGAGGACUGCAAGAGCGCAUUAAACCAAGACCAGGUUAUUCCUUCAGUGAUGAAUGCCAUGUUCAGUUCAUCUUCUAAAGAAAAUUCAGAGACGUCAGAAGGAAAUUGGAAAAAACCUCAGCCAUCUUCAAUCAGUAGUGAUGUUGGAUCCCAGAGAAAUCAGAGCUCCAGUCUAUCACGUCAAACUGUUGUAGACCAAACAAGGCAACAACCCAUGGUAGAGGACUGGGAGAGUGAGCUCAUUACUCUGCCCCCAGACAGCAACACCCUUCCUGCUCCUACCUGUCCAGCAACCACUGAAGCUAAAAACUUCUUCAAGGAGAUCAUGAAGAGUGUCAAAAAAGAUGCAAUGAAACCCCGAUUACCAGUGUUAAAACAUUUGACCACACAGGAGGAAUCUCCACCUGAUGGUUCCUCUAAAACUGACCAAAGUCCCACCACAACAGCCCAAACUUCACCAUCAAGCAUUGAAUGGAUUGAAAGAAACGAACAGUUCAAAGACAGUUCUAUUGCACAGAAAACCUCAGCAAAAACAAAACCAGACCCUGUGUUUCAGGGUCAGCAUCAUUCAGUGUAUCACUUGACCAAUCAAGGCAGACCACAAACAACUUGUCACCCAUCAACGUCUGUCAAGCCCUCCUCUGACAUAUCUCCUCGGGAUUCUGUCAAUGAGGACACCGCUCCUCCUCUGAAUUCUAUUUAUGAGGACACAGCUCCUCAAAUGUCCACAGGUUUUGUUCACCCUGCUGCUCAAGUUGACCCAAUGCAAGUCUUCUCAGCUGCCAACUCUAAAGAUACCCGAGUCCCAGAGUUUGUUCAUACCCCUCCCCCACCCAAUUUGCCUCAUCCUUCUCAGAGUCCACCUGUCUAUCCACAAGUCCCAGGAGUUGGUCCUGGUUUAGUUGCAGGCAAUCCUGGCAGUCUUCCAAACUUUGGUCUACCUAUGCCACUGCCUCCUCACCUUCUACAAUCCUAUCUCCAGUAUCUGGCAACAACAAGCAAUGCACUAGGCACAGGCCUGUUGCCAGGGUUACCCCUCCUGCCAGGAAUUGCCCCUUUAAUGCCCCUUGGAUUGCCAAAUCCCAUGUUGCCAAAUCCAUUACUUUCCUAUAAUUUGAUGGGAUUGUCUGGGCAACCUUUUGUAGACCCAAGUACAUUAGGAGGUCAGCCACCAAUGAAUAUGUUUGCCAAUCCUCCUCAAGCUGAUGUCAGUUCACCUCAAUCUCAUGCCAGUUCAUCUCUACCUAAUACCCAUCCACUGCAACCUUGUGUCAAUCCACCUCAACAUGAUGUCCAGCCACCUCGCCGUCAUGCCAAUCCAUCUCAACAUGAUGCCCAUCCACUUCAACAUGAUGCCCAUCCAUCUCAACAUGAUGCCCAUCCAUCUCAACAUAAUGCCCAUCCCCUGUCGCAGAGCCAGUCUCAGUGUGAAAUGCAGAUAAACUCGGCUCACCAUCAGAUAUCGAAUGUAGACUAUCAGUCUGACUCUCGGGCCUAUGGUCCCAGCUCUCAAUCUAAAAAAUCUUACCCCCCUCAGAAUAACUACCUCCCACAGCAAAAGGUCAUUGCAGAAGAGAAACCACAACUUCCAAACUCAAGCCGAACAAAAAAUACAAUUUUGCAGCCAUCUAAAUUUGACUCACAGGUUUGGAACGAUGACCAUCGUGGAAGUGUGUUUGAGAUUUCUCAGUCAUCCAGUAUGGAACUCCUGGAGGCUAAACUCCCCGAGACUUUACAGAAGAGGAAGGAACAGACAAGAACUGUGCAGGCCUUGAUUCAGCACAUCCUAAAGGAAAACCAAGAGAGAACUACGGUUGAUCUAAUUCCAGAAAUGGACAGGAUAUAAUUCAACAAAUAUGGAAUGUUGGACAUCAUUCAUAUUUUUAUAACCAUGUAGAAGUGAAGAAAUACUGUCUUUUCAGUCAUCUGUCUCCUUGGUCAUUGGGAUAAAGACCAGUAUACACACUAUUGAAUGAAAUCACACUGGGAAAUCCCAUUUUAUGCCUUGAAUGCAAUUUUUUUCCAAUAUUUUACAGAAUAUGUAGAUAAUCUUGGUUGUGUAGUAUGAUUUUGUGAUGAUUGUGUCUAUGGGUUUUUUUUUAAUGAGAUUGUCCAUAAUUUGAUUUCAUACCAAUACAUCCACAAGACUCUUAAUCGGAAGUACAGCAAAUGCUUUUGUACUCAAUUACAUGAACAUUUUCAUUUGUUCACUUUUCAAAUGUAUAAUGCUUUUGAAAAUUGCAUUUCUUGUUAUUGAAUUAGCCAAAGAGAUUUCUUUUCAGGCAGACCCCCUCCCCCAAAUUUAUUAUUUCCAUUGCUAUGUAUCAAGAGUAACAAACAAAAUUGAGAUAUUCCCCUUUUCAAAGCCUGUCUGUUGUAUUAUAUUUUGAGAUUUUUUCCCUAAGAAUCAUUGGCUGUAUUAGGAGGGGGGAAAAUGAAUUUGUUUUGUGCAAUUAUCCUUCAUCUUGUCAUAAUCAGUAGAUAAAAAUUGUAAUAUCAUGGUUAAAGUACAAGAAGACUUGUCUCCCAUAAUUUUUUUUUAUAUGUACAAGAUCAGUAUUACCAAUUGUGAAUAAGCCUGAUGUGCCAGUAUUCUUUAGUGCCAAUGACAUGAAAUCCUUGUUAUUAUUAUGUAGUGCUGUAGGAGUAUUUUAGUUGACCAGGUUUGGCUUUAUAAAAUGGAGGUUGCAUGUUCAUAUAUACCCGACAUAAUGUUCAGACAGUCUACCAACUCAAUGUUCAGACAGUCACAUUGGAGUCCUGUUCUGUUUAUAUUUACAGUAGUCCUAAACUUUUUCACUGUCAUUCUGUCUUUAAUUAAUUCCAUGCUUUCCUGUAUACAUGUAUAUUAUGCACAUCUAUAGAAUGUGAUUUCAAAUGCAGUUGGAUAUUUUUUCUUGCCUUUUCAUCUUUAAUUCCAGUGAUUUUGCCCUAGUCCACCAAGAGAAGUGUUUUGUUGCAGUUCCACAAGAAUUUUAUUUUGUUUACUUUUGUUUACAAUUUUGUGGGUUUUGUAAAAUACACGAUUAUGAUUUCACGGGUCAUUGUUUUUCUUUUUUUGUUUUAAUGAGAUAAUUAAAUUUCAAAUCAAAUA
Messenger RNA from Magallana angulata, 6673 nucleotides. Its product is annotated as putative mediator of RNA polymerase II transcription subunit 26. Bases 50 to 5425 code for a protein of 1791 amino acids. The transcript has 10 exons. The record is from RefSeq and is a predicted model, not a curated record. Lineage: Eukaryota; Metazoa; Mollusca; Bivalvia; Ostreida; Ostreidae.